GCGUUUUGUUAUUCACCGUUCACGUGUGUUCUAGAAUUUUCACACACUAUCAGUAUAAGACUACACACUGUGGUACCGGUAUUAUUAACACAUGAAAAUUAGCGGACUGUAUUGUCUUCAAUACGUGAUAUCACAUCGACUUCUUUUUUCUUAAAGAUUGCUAAAGGUACCAGGUACAAACCGUGAAGAAUGUCAGUGGUGGGUCUAGAUGUGGGCACUUUUUCCUCAUACAUUGGUGUGGCCAGAGCUGGUGGCAUAGAAACCAUUGCCAAUGAGUACAGUGACAGAUGCACGCCCUCAUAUGUUUCUCUCGGAGAGAAAAACAGAAGUGUAGGUGUUGCUGCAAAACAGCAGGCUGUCACAAACUUCAAGAACACUGUGUGUGGGUUCAAGAGGGCCAUCGGACGCAAGUUUGAGGACCCCAUUGUUCAGAGGGAACUUCAGAGAAACUUCAAACCGAAUACCGUUACUAAAGAUAGCAAUGGAGAUGUUGUUUUUCAGCUGUCUUAUCUGGGUGAAAACCAGAACUUCAGUGCGUCUCAGCUGACUGGCAUGCUCCUGAAUAAGCUGAAGUUUACUGCAGAGGCUAACUUGAAGACAAAAGUUGUUGAUGUCGUUUUAUCUGUUCCAUCAUUCUACACUGAUGUUGAAAGAAGAGCUCUACUGGAUGCCUGUCAACUUGCUGGGUUGAAUUGUUUGAGGAUUUUGAAUGAUACAACUGCAGUUGCUCUGGCCUAUGGAAUCUACAAGUCGGACUUGCCAGCUGAAACUGAGAAGCCACGUCAUGUUGUGUUUGCUGAUUUUGGCUACUCGUCCUUACAAGUGUCAGCUUGUUCUUUCCACAAAGGGAAACUCAAGGUUUUGGCCACCUCCUUUGACUACCAGCUGGGUGGGCGGGACUUUGACGAGCUCCUGGCCAGUCACAUGACGGAGGAGUUCAAGAAAAAGUACAAAGUCGACGCCAAGACGCGGCCGAAGGCGUAUAUCCGCCUCACCCAGGAGUGUGAGAAACUGAAGAAGCUGAUGAGCGCCAACGUGCAGCCGAUCCCACUCAACAUCGAGUGCUUCAUGGACGACAAAGAUGUCACUGCUUCCAUGGACAGAGCUGCAUUCGAGGAAAUGGCUGCUCCUUUGCUAAAGAGAAUUGAGGAUACCUUGAUGGCUGUCCUGGAUAGCUCAAAACUGAAGUCUGCGGACAUCCACUCUGUGGAGAUUGUGGGUGGGUCCUCCAGGAUCCCGGCCUUCAAACAGUUGGUGCAGAAGGUGUUCAGCAAGGAACCCAGCACAACCCUCAAUGCUGACGAAGCCGUCGCAAGAGGCUGUGCCCUGCAGUGUGCCAUCCUAUCGCCAACAUUCCGGGUCCGAGACUUCAGCAUCACCGACUGUCAGCCGUACCCAGUGUCCUUGUUCUGGCAGCCCCAGAGUCAGAUGGACGAAGACAGCUCACUUGAAGUAUUCUCACGCUUCCACGCUGCUCCGUUCUCCAAAAUGCUCACAUUUUACCGCAAGGAGCCGUUCACUUUGUCUGCGUCUUACUCGAAUGCGAGUGACAUCCCUUUUCCCUCGACAGAUAUAGGAGAGUUCAAAAUCAACGACAUCGUCGCUCAAACCAAUGGGGAGAGUUCCAAGGUGAAGGUGAAGGUCAGGGUGGACAGCCACGGCGUGUUUCGCAUCAUCUCGGCCAGUAUGUACGAGAAGCUGGAGGGUGCGGAGGAGGAAGAGGAGGGGAAGGACAGCAUGGAGGUGGAUGGCGAGGAUGCGAAGAAGAAAGAAGCCAGCAGUGGGGACGCGUCUCAGGUGAACGGAGACCAGAGCGCUUCUGAAAUGGAGCAGUCGAGUGACCAGCAGAACAUGGAAGAGAGCAGCAGUGGGGAACAGCAGAACUCACAAGAGAAAUCUGGGGAUGGGAACUCUCAGGAAGGAGACAAGAAGUCAGGCAAGAAGACGAAAAAGACGGUAAAAACGAUCGACCUUCUUGUGGAGUCCAAGGUCUACCAGUUGUCCAAAACAGAUUUGAAUAAUCUGACUGAGAAAGAGAAUCAAAUGGUGAUGCAGGACAAAAUGGAGAAAGAGAGGGCAGAUGCAAAGAAUGCUGUGGAAGAAUAUGUUUAUGAAAUGAGGGAUAAAUUGUACAGUACUUUUGAAAACUACAUCACAGAGGAUGACCGCAGUUCGUUCUCGCUGAAACUGGAAGACACAGAGAACUGGCUGUAUGAGGAGGGUGAGGACCAGAACAAGCAGGUCUACAUCGAUAAACUGGCAGAGCUGAAGCAAACUGGUCAGCCGGUAGCUGACCGCUACCGUGAGGCUCAGGAGUGGCCUGCAGUCCGGGACGCCAUGGGUUCCUCCAUACAGCUGGUGCGCAAGUUCCUGGACCAGUGGGCUCAGAACGAUGAGAAAUACAACCACAUAGAGAAGGCUGACGUGGACAAGGUGGAGAAACUCCUCACGGAGAAGUCCAACUGGUUCGGCCACCGCAUGACGCAGAUGGCUCAGCUGAAACCUCACGAGAAUCCCGUGGUGCUGGCCUCUCAAGUCAGAUCAGAGAAACAGGUGCUGGAGAACACGUGUCUGCCCAUCAUGAACAAGCCCAAGCCAAAAGUGGACCCGCCCAAGGAGGAGAAGAAGGAGGCGGCGGCUAACCCCGAGGCCGACCAGAACAACAGCGAGAAGUCACAGCCGGCUGCCGACGGGACCAAAGACCCCGAGCAGGAGAUGGAUAUAGACUAACCGCUAGCGCUGGCUAGUUUGGGGGGUAACGGGGGUGGUACUUGCAGUCACCUACUAGCUAAAUUAUUGAGCUGUUUUAUUUUGAGUCGUGAGUUACAUGUUCUUCGUUACAAUUUUUUUUCCUUCCCGAUAGUUUAAGGGUAUAUUGUUGUGUUUAGUGAAGAUUAGUUGCUGGGUUUUUUUCAUGUAUGAUGCCUAGAAUGCGAACAUUCUGAUGUUUUUCACUGUGGUUUUGUUGCUGGUGAUAUAUUCCAGCUGGGGUGGGUUGUCCUCAUGAAAAGCUGAACGUAAUAACAGAAUGUUGUGGGUGGGUCUUCGGAAUGGCGUAUGACCUUAAAAUCUGCGCGACAAUUUCUUCUUAGAUGAGAAAAAUUCUUAUGUUAAAAAAUAACUGUUAUUGAUGAGUAAGUCAUUUCAACUAUGUCUAUGUUCUUCUUUAUUAUGUUGCUUUUUGUGAGUAACAUUUUCCGUAGUAAAUCAUUGCUUCGCCAGGGUUAUUUUGUAGGUACACCUAUUUCAAGCAGCGGCAAUCAUUUUGAGUAACUUCCAAUGUAGGUUUCAGCUGAUAAUACGUUUCAUUACUUUUUUUUAAUGCAUGCAUGCGUACAUGGUCGCACGGUGAGAUUAUUGUGGUUCUGUAGUCUCCGACAAGCUUGGCCAUGAUGAGGCUGGUGUGGGCAGACCUUUCUGCUCACGAAGAGCCACUUUCAUUUGUGAAAUGAUUUUGAUGUUGUUGUUUUCAGUUUUGCCAUAAAUGUGAUUUUUGUUUGUGUUUGCAGUCAGGGCUAGGGUUGGAACAAGAGGGGCAGGAUCUGCCUUAGGAAUGAUUAGGCACACAAUUUUGAUGUUUCACAAAAACGAUCCGUUUGUUUUUUAGUUUUCCCUGAGAGGUAAAAAAGAAACGAGUUGGUCAGAGCUUCAUGAGAUAUUGUGUGCGAGAAACAGUUUUAGGGUCUUUAGUGCCCCCCUUGUUGAGAUUUUACAAGUUGUUAUUCAUAUUCACUUAUUUGUUUGAGCCGGACUUGUGUUUUGUGUGAUGUUUCAAGUACAGUAUGUGACAUCAGUACGUCGUGUUGAUCUGUAUUUUACAAUAUUUAAAAGUUACUACUAACUGUUAGCGGCUGCCAGGGUUUGGACAUUGUAUUGGCUUGGAAGGGCAGGGAAUCAUAAUCUCAUGGCAGAAGGGUUAUUUAUCCAUGAUAGCAAACAAAGUAGUGUGAUGAUGCAGUUAUUUCAUAUAUAGGGAAAAUGCUAUACCCCAAGUUGUGUCCUUUGGCUUCUCACUCUGCACUCACGAGGGACCUGCCCUCCUCUCCACUGGGAAACGGGGGGGAAAUGUGGGUUCUUGAACCAAGUUUCUACUCCCGAUGAUACAACCAUGCCUCGCAUGAAAUUGUGUCAAGUUUUGAAUGGGAAUAUGGUAUUUAUUCUGUUUCCCCCCUCUCCUUUUGUGGUCCUCUAAAAAUCUUGGCUAACUGAACUUUUUGAUAGAUGGGUGUCUUUAUGUGUUUUUUCCAAGAGGUAAUUGCGACUAGAACCUGCCAUGUAAUUGUUGGGGGGUUUUUUGUUUUGUUUUUUUCCUGCUUUUGUGUUGUUUGUUUGCAUGGGAUGCUUCGGGUGGGGCACGGUACUUGGCUCAUGUUGAUGCCGGGUUCGCUGUCUUCUUUUGAGUCACAUUGAUUGUCAGUACCAGUCUUUUCUGUGAGUGCUGGAGUUCUUUGCUCCAUUUUUUUUUUUUUCUUAGACUGGUUCAUGAAUCCAUCAUCUCAUACUUUUUGUAGUAAUAAAUCUCCUUGCAAGCAAAUCUUAUAUUAUGGUCAUGAGUAGAAAUUCUUUUGCUUUAUUCAACUGUUUUAUACUGACCUUUGGACAAAUUGCUCUCUGUGGUAUUUUUACUCGAUGAACUGUGGAGAAAAGGUGUUUUCAGUUGGGUUUUAGAUUCACGCGUUUGUUAUUUCUUGUACACUUCACCAGUAAACCCUGGCUGCAGUGUCUG
Aplysia californica (California sea hare) is the source of this 4726-nucleotide messenger RNA. RefSeq names its product heat shock 70 kDa protein 4. Bases 190 to 2730 code for a protein of 846 amino acids. The record is from RefSeq and is a predicted model, not a curated record. The transcript is spliced from 19 exons. Gene Ontology annotation, cellular component: nucleus; cytosol. Lineage: Eukaryota; Metazoa; Mollusca; Gastropoda; Aplysiida; Aplysiidae. Gene Ontology annotation, molecular function: ATP-dependent protein folding chaperone; ATP binding. Gene Ontology annotation, biological process: protein folding.